GGAUGUCAGUGGGAAUUCAGGAUGGGUGAUAGAGGUCAAACAGAGGCUUUUGUCACAUUAGCUACGAAUGAUACAUAUGCUUUGGGAUGUCUGGUACUUGCAAACUCAUUGCGGCAUGUUCAUACAACACGCCGUAUCGUCAUCAUGGUCACAAGCGGGGUUUCCGAGUCAACAAGAAACCAGCUGAGUCGCAUGUUUGAUGAAAUCGUGGAGGUUGAUGUGCUGGACAGCAGGGAUGCAGUCAAUCUACAAUUACUGGGUCGACCCGACCUCAGCGUUACAUUUACCAAACUGCACUGCUGGCGCCUCACGCAAUUCAACAAGUGUGUCUUCAUGGAUGCAGAUACGAUGGUUAUUCAGAAUGUGGAUGAAUUGUUUGAUAGAGAAGAACUCUCGGCGUCUCCAGAUGCAGGGUGGCCCGACUGCUUCAACUCUGGUGUCUUCGUCUUCAGACCAAAUGAGGAGACAUAUAGGUCCUUAAUCCAGUUCGCAAUGACAAUUGGCACUUUCGAUGGUGGUGACCAAGGCUUGUUAAAUCUGUAUUUCCAUGAAUGGGCGACAAAAGACAUCAAUAAGCAUCUUCCAUUUACUUACAAUGUAGUAUCGCAAGCUUUCUAUAGUUACCUUCCUGCAUUUACUCAAUUCCGUGACAAUAUAAAAAUUGUGCACUUCAUCGGUGCAGUCAAGCCCUGGCAUCAUCCGUACGACAUGAAAACAGGCAACGUGAUGCCUCUUUCGGGGAGCGGGCAUAGCCAGGAGUUUCUGCAAAUGUGGUGGAGUAUCUUCAUGGAAUGUGUCCAACCAUCUCUCGACCCAGCAUUGAAGAAUUUGACGCCGCUCCGAUUGGUCCAGCUUCAACCACUAGCACGACCUGACCCAAAUCUCACGGAGCAUGAGUCGGCAUUUCUGUCUACUAACCUACAUAACCAUGAACCCACCUACCAAGUUGUCUUCCCCUAUGUUCCACCUCAGUUAGAUAAAGUCUUCUAUUCACCCCUGCUUUUGAAUCGCAAUGACAAUCAUUUGGAAAAGGGCAUUUCUAAUAUUGUAAUCGAAUCAUUUGAUGAACUUAAAAUUGUUACACCCAAAGUGAUCAGUAUUUCGCAACAGCCAGUUACAACAUAUUUGUGUUUUGAAACUCACUACCCAGAGGAACCACUUUCUCUCAUCGAUCCAGAAACCGAUUUAAGUGACAUUUAUUUAGCUUCGAUUCUUGAAUACGAGAUGAAUGUUAAAAAAAAUGCAAAUGGCCAGAUAACUAAAUCCAGUGCUGUCAUUAGUAAAAAGCCAGAAGAGAAAGUUGGACCCCAAAAAGAUUCUGGUAAAAAUCUACCAAACACUGGAAGCUCUGAAAAAAAAUGUGUCCCUGUCAAGUCAAAAGUACAAAAGCAAGGUGAAGACUACUUACAUAAAGGAGCAAGCGGUAGUAAUGGAAUUGAUGUACCUACUGCUACAGACCAACAGAGAGCAAAAACUAGGACUCAGUAUCCUACUUCUUGUGGUAAAACUCCUACCAGUGUGGGAGGCCUCGUCGGGCAGUUGGCUGGCAUGCAGGUCCAGGCAGACGAAGAAGGAGCACAGCAGGAGGGUAUCAUCGUGCUGGACGACCAGGAACGCAAGCUCGCCUGGGAACGAGGUCAGAUGGACUACCUUGGUGCCGACAGCUUCCAAAACAUUCAGAAAAAGCUGGAUAAAGCAAUGGCUGAACCUGUCUCUCCUAAACUUCAUAAAUCUCCUAAAUUGCCAACGUCUCCAGCACCCGAAGAGCCACUAGAAGAGAAACUAGAAAAGCCAGCAAAGAACUCAAAAGAGGCACCAAAAAAAGCUAAAAGUCCUCCCGUGUUCUCAGGUAAAUAAAUGGACGGUCUUAUGUUGUGCUUACCUCAAGGGAGACAACUCAUGCUACAAGAGAAACGGAUGCUUGAUUGAACACUAACUGCAUGGUUUGUGCCGACCAGUUGAAAUGCCAGUUUCCAUGGCAGCAGUUGAACGCUGAUGCGAUAUCGAUAUCCUUGGUUUGUUGUAUUUAAACGUGUUACAAUCCACCUGGUUUCUGCUAAUAAAAUGUUUUUCACUUGUU
Messenger RNA from Gigantopelta aegis, 2080 nucleotides. RefSeq names its product glycogenin-1-like. NCBI's taxonomy places the organism in Eukaryota, Metazoa, Mollusca, Gastropoda, Neomphalida, Peltospiridae. The coding region runs from base 22 to 1857 and encodes 611 amino acids. Gene Ontology annotation, cellular component: cytoplasm. The transcript has 10 exons. The record is from RefSeq and is a predicted model, not a curated record. Gene Ontology annotation, molecular function: glycosyltransferase activity.